AUGCUCCAUAGCCGUUGCCCGGAAGUAGUCGUCGGCAGCAGUGGUGUGUCUUCAGAGACGCCGGGCAGCCUUGACUCGAUAGCCAGCAGUCUCAAUGGAGGUAGAGUGCCGUCGCGGUCUUCGUCUUCAGCUCUCAACUCAAAAUUCUCCAUCGAGUCUUUGGUUGGAGCCUCUGGAGAACUGCUCAGCAAGUGCCACAGCGAGUCACAGCAUCAACGAGGCAGAUUUCUGCCAGAUGGUGCUGGUGGAAACAAAACGGUCGCCGUCGACCGUGCAACUUCCGGUUUCUCGACGCCAACGGCCAAGUCGUCUUCCGGUCUGAACUCGGCUACGGCUUUCGUCAGGGUACCGUUUGGCAAUGAUGCCCUCCCAACGCCACCAACAGGCUAUUUCCCGACCAGUCUAUGGCAUUUAACCUCGGCUGCGGCUGCAGCGGCAUCGAUAACUGCGGCGGCAGCGGCGGCGGCGGAUUGCUCAUAUGUACCCUUGCAAAAGGGGUUUGCGCCAUUGCAGCUCCCUACACACCUGCAUCGGGGUCUGAACAAGCAUCAUCCGUACCUACCUGACAGCAAUCGUCUGUGUUUCUGGCCUCCGAACUGGCUGGACAUCUUCAAGGACGUCUAUUCCUUGCCGCAGCAGUACGUGGUCAUUUAUGGUCUGGUCCUUCCGCUACCCGACGGACAGAUUAGGAAUUUCUCAUCAUCAUCGUCCGCAUUCGAGGCGCUGUUCCGGUUUCGCACAUUCAGUCUCGCUUUUUGUGCCUUUUCUUAUUCACGCGCAAUGACUACCUGGCCAGUGUGCGAAGAAAUGAUCGAGACACAAAACAUGGUGAAAAAGCAAAAACCGUUUCGCGUUUUUCGACCUGUGCUACGCCAGGCCGGUGACAACAUGGUCUUCGAUCACCUGUGCCGCGUGCCUCCGUCACUGGCCGUGACCGUGCGGCGCUGUUUCAAUUCAGUCGAUACUGUGACGUUCGUCGCAUUCGCCUUUCGCGACACCGACCAUGGCGACUGCCGCUUCUUGACUCUGUCCUCAUGA
Messenger RNA from Soboliphyme baturini, 1038 nucleotides. The record is from the annotation of a GenBank genome assembly. Lineage: Eukaryota; Metazoa; Nematoda; Enoplea; Dioctophymatida; Soboliphymatidae.